Closterium sp. NIES-65 is the source of this 1584-nucleotide messenger RNA. The record is from the annotation of a GenBank genome assembly. Lineage: Eukaryota; Viridiplantae; Streptophyta; Zygnematophyceae; Desmidiales; Closteriaceae.
AUGGCGGACGAAGGCAAGUCCGUGGCGAAGAUCAUCGACGGCAAGGCCAUCGCGAAGCAGAUCCAUGGCGAGGUGGCUGAGGGGGUGGCCAAACUAAAGGAAGCCACUGGGAAGGUCCCAGGGCUGGCUGUGAUUAUAGUGGGGGAGCACAAGGACUCGCAGACGUACGCGAAGGUGAAGCCGUACCUGGCCAUGGAUAUCCCCGUCCCAGGGUUGGCUGUGAUUAUAGUGGGGGAGCGCAAGGACUCGCAGACGUACGUGCGGAUGAAGGUGAAGGCGUGCCAGGAGGUGGGGAUCGCGUCGUUCGAGGGGAAGCUUCCUGGCGAUGCCAGCCAGGAUGACGUCAUUGCUGCUGUCAGAGAGUUCAACGCCAACCCUGACCUCCCCCUGCCGGCACACAUCAGCGAGGAGGCGGUGCUUGCUGAAGUGGCGCUGCCCAAGGACGUGGACGGCUUCCAUCCAAUCAACAUCGGCCAGCUGGCGAUGAAGGGGCGCCACCCGCAGUUCGCUCCAUGCACUCCCGAGGGCUGCAUGGUUCUAUUGGAGCACAGCGGCGUGCAGAUCAGUGGGCAGAUUGUGAGACGCCUCAAAAGUGCAUCACCUCAGAACGCCCUCCCUCCCACUUCUCCAUAUUCAACUCCCAUGCAUCAACGUCCUCUGGUGCCACCCGCCCUUCUGCAGGGCUGCAUCGUGCUGCUGGAGCGCAGUGGCGUGCCGAUCAGCGGGCAGCGGGUGGUGGUGAUUGGAACCUUCUAUCCCUCCUCUCCCUGUCACAUCAUCCUAAAACCUCCAACCCCUUUUAUUUUGCAGGGCUGCAUGGUUCUAUUGGAGUGCAGUGGCGUGCAGAUCAGUGGGCAGCGGGCGGUGGGCUGCAUGGUUCUAUUGGAGCGCAGUGGCGUGCAGAUCAGCGGGCAGCGGGCGGUGGUGAUUGGCCGCAGCAACAUCGUGGGCAUGCCUGCUGCGAUGCUAUUGGUGGAGAGGGACGCGACGGUUACCAUAGUGCACUCGCGGACCAAGGAGCCCAAGGAGAUCGUGAAGCAGGCGGAUAUUGUUAUUGCUGCUAUUGGGAGGGCCCAGAUGGUCAAAGCCGACUGGCUGAAACCGGGGUGUGCAGUGAUCGACGUGGGGAUCAAUGCAGUGGACGAUGCAAGCAAUAAGGCGGGGUACCGGCUGGUGGGGAAUGUGGACUAUGAGCAAGCCAGGGAGGCUCAUCUGCCUUGUUCCCUUUCUUCCCACUCAACCGCCCUCCUCCCUGCUCCCCUCCGUCCCCUCUCCUUCAACUCUCCUUCACCUCCUCCCGCUCGUUCCUUCUCCAUUGCCUCUCCUACCCUCUCUAUUCUCCACCAGGUGAAAGCCGACUGGCUGAAACCGGGGUGUGCAGUGAUCGACGUGGGGAUCAAUGCAGUCGAUGACGUGAGCAAGAAGGCGGGGUACCGGCUGGUGGGGGAUGUGGACUAUGAGGGGGCCAGGGAGGUGGCCGGGUGGAUCACACCCGUGCCGGGGGGAGUGGGACCCAUGACCAUCGCUGUGCUGCUGCAGCACACUCUUACAGCCGCACAGAGGGCACUGGGGGCUAAUUCAUAG